Arabis nemorensis is the source of this 363-nucleotide messenger RNA. Lineage: Eukaryota; Viridiplantae; Streptophyta; Magnoliopsida; Brassicales; Brassicaceae. The record is from the annotation of a GenBank genome assembly.
AUGGAGUUCUUAUUGUCCAUUUCCAUCUUGAGAGGGGAGUACGGAGAGGACUACGAGGGUAAGGACUUGGAGUUAGAAGAAAACUACAACGAGGUGAUGAGAUCACUGAUGCACAAAACCAAAAAUUUCAUGGUGUUUAGAGAGAAAGAAAUAGGUCAGGCUUAUUGCGUCCCGGCAAGGUCGUCACCUGGACUCAAACCGAACUGCAUCUAUUUCGUGGGCUAUAGCUUCGGUGUUUAUGAUCUCACCACAAAAACUUGCACUACCUUCCUCACAAAAGAAGGUUAUGAAAAAGAUAGUGCUAUAGUUCCUUUAAGGAGUUUGGGAUUCCCUUACUGGCCUCCUCCACUUCCACUCAACUAA